This is a messenger RNA of Gymnogyps californianus (California condor), 723 nucleotides long. RefSeq names its product nuclear receptor interacting protein 3 (gene NRIP3). Lineage: Eukaryota; Metazoa; Chordata; Aves; Accipitriformes; Cathartidae. The record is from RefSeq and is a predicted model, not a curated record. Gene Ontology annotation, biological process: proteolysis. The transcript has 6 exons. Gene Ontology annotation, molecular function: aspartic-type endopeptidase activity. The coding region runs from base 1 to 723 and encodes 240 amino acids.
AUGUUUUAUUCGGGUAUCCUGACAGAGCCAAGUAGAAAAGAAGUGGAGAUAAGGGAAGCAGCAUCUCUCCGCCAGCAGAGGAGGGUGAAGCAGGCGGUUCAGUUUAUUCACAAGGAUUCUGCAGAUCUCCUCCCUCUGGAUGGGCUGAAGAAGCUGGGGACUUCAAAAGAUACUCAACCACAUAAUAUCCUGCAGAAGCGCCUGAUGGAGACAAAUUUAUCAAAAUUACGAAGCAGCUGGACUCCGAAGAGUGAUAUCUCAGCACAGACCAACAAGCUGAAUCAAACCAAAUUGGGCAGCUCAGGGAAAACGGAGGAUGAGGAACUCAUAGUUGUGAGUUGCCAGUGUGCAGGGAAGGAGCUGAAGGCCGUGGUGGACACUGGCUCACAGCACAACCUCAUGUCGUCUGCCUGCCUGGACAGGCUAGGGUUAAAGGAGCACCUCAAAGCACUCCCUGGCGAAGACGAGAUGGUUUCAUUGCCAUACAAGGUGAAGGCGAUCGGCCAGAUCGAGUGCCUCGCCCUCACAGUGGGAGCUGUCCCCGUGGAGUGCGCUGCCCUCGUCGUGGAAGACAAUGAGAAACCCUUCUCCUUUGGGCUGAAGACACUGAAAUCUCUGAAGUGCGUCAUAAACAUGGAGAAGCACCAUCUCGUUCUGGGGAAGACGGACAGGGAAGAAAUCCCGUUUGUGGGCAGUGGCAGUGCUGCGACGGGAGAGCAGUAA